AUGACGACGACGGCAGUGAAGCGGGCCUGUGACGCCUGCCAUCGUCGCAAGGUCAAAUGCGACGGGAUAACGCCAUGUCGCAAUUGUUCGGCCUCGCAGCUUGCCUGCACCUACAAUGCAGUCCCGCAGAAGAAGGGUCCCAAGGGUUCCAGGGCCAAGGUAAUUAAUGAGCUCAAGGAGACACAGCGCCAAACAAGCCUUUCGGCCAAGUUGCAGGGCGGCAUCAACGGCGCAUCGAACGCUGCGCUCGCUCCGACCCCGAGACUUCUGACCAAGGAGACACUCAACGCGUGCACCGACUUUUUCUUCGCCCACAUGUACCCGACCAUGCCCAUCCUCGAACGCCUUCGCCUCGAGCAGGACGCCAUGUACAUGGAUCGAAACAUCGAUACCUACUGCCUGCUGACGUCGCUCUGCGCUUUUGUCUGUCUUCAGCCGGGCAUGGUGAUGCCAGGCGCCGGAAUGAACGAUCCGUUCAACCCCGAUAUGAUGUUUGGCGGUAACAUCGUCACCAGCACACUGUUGAUGGAGGAGACAAUCCGGGUUCGCAAGGGCAUCGACUAUGUCGCCAACCCGACGGUUAAUACCAUCUGUACGAGCUACUUUCUGUUUGCGGUACACCACGGCUUGGAGAUGCAUGACAAGGCAUGGUUCCAUCUGCGCGAGGCCGCAACCUUGGCGCACAUGGUCAGGAUGGACGAGGAACAGGCGUAUCUGCAGUACGACAGCAACGACAACGUAGAUCCGUUACGGCGGAGACGUUUGUACUGGCUCCUGUUCGUAACCGAACGUGCGUAUGCGUUGCAGCACCGUCGCCCAUUGUCUCUGUCGGCCAGUAUCAAUCUACCACCACCCCAAGAGCACCCGGCCGACCCUUUCCUGCACCAUGGCACCGGCUUCCUGCGAAUGAUCAGUCUCUUCCGUGGUUUCGAUGAAAUCCAUGUCCCGCUGUGGACCAAGACGAGGGGCGAAUGUGCCGAGUCCUACCUCGCCACUCUCGACAAGCAGCUCCAGGAAGUUCUGCCUCCCUAUCUUAACGACACCCAGGCUCAACUGUCCGAAAUACCAUUGAAUCAGCAGUGGCUCAAGCACAAGGCCUGGGGUCUGGGCGUGGCAAACGGCAACGGGAACAACGCCGAUGCUGCGUACGUGGAUUCCAUCCAUGAGCUACUCCCCAUGGUGUCGCAGUUCCCUGGCAACCUGGGCCUGCAUCGUCUUAGCCUCUGUGAACAUUUGUUCACCGUCACAUGUGCCUUGACCGAAGUUCUCGCUAUGCUGCCUGCCCCUCGGACGCCAUUCACGCCUGGACCCCAGGAUCAGCUCCGGAAGAUCCUGAAUAUCGUGACAGUUAUCCGCAACGGUGACCACCGAUUCCUCCCGCUGCUCCUAAGCAAGGUCGCCUUGGCUCUUCCGAAGCUCGUCAGUCCGAUGUUGCAGAACGCUCCCGAGACUGCCGCCUGCAACAUCGAUAUUUUUGACGGAUUCGGGAACGCGGGUGUGUGCCAGCCAUCGGUUUACUCUUCAAGCGACUAUGACAACAAAUUCGCUGUCCCUCAUUUUGAUGACAUGAGCUCGGAUUCAAACAGUCCUAACGGGGCCCCUACGAGCAACAACGACAUGAACUCUCCGUUUGCCAGCUCCCCAGGCAUCGUGUCCCCGGGGAUGGAGUUGCCGCAUCGCUUGCAGACCGACUUUACCUCGAUGCCCGAAAUGGUCAUGAGCCCGAUAAGCCAUGCGCCGCCGCCUUCAUCCCUUGGCACCCCAGGGGGUUUGAAUGCUCAACAGCCCCAACACUCACAACACACACCAUUGUCGCCAUACGCGAAUUCUCCCCCUCAGAUGCAGGGUUUGAACGGCAACAACAUGAAUCCGCCGUCCAGCAUAAGCCUGUCAUCCCAGAUACACCUCAACCAGGGCAUAGGCAAUGGGAUGAACACGAGUCUGGCCCAGACAGUUGGCAGCAAUACCAUGAUGGCCAGAGGGCAUCCACCACAACGCUCCAACAGUUUUGCCAUGGGCUUGCCACAAGUUCGAACGGUCGGCGACUUUCAAGCCUUGCAACGAGCCAACACGGAUCUCAACACGAUGGGCUCGCUGGGCAUGAGUCCGUUAGGCCCAGACCUGGACUUCAACAACCUACCGAGGUAG
Molecule: messenger RNA, 2148 nt
Organism: Parathielavia appendiculata
Lineage: Eukaryota; Fungi; Ascomycota; Sordariomycetes; Sordariales; Chaetomiaceae
Exons: 2
Coding region: 1-2148 (715 amino acids)
Biological process (GO): regulation of DNA-templated transcription; DNA-templated transcription
Molecular function (GO): zinc ion binding; DNA binding; DNA-binding transcription factor activity, RNA polymerase II-specific
Source: RefSeq, a predicted model, not a curated record